AUGGGCGGUUCAGUGAGCCCACAGCUUCCUCAUAGCUCUGUCAGUUCAAUGCCCAACUUCUUCUGUCCGGCAAGAGAAACUGGGGGGAGAGAAGAUACCAGUUCCAGUCGUGAGGAGGAGACACACAGGAGUACUGCCAAGAGAUGCAAAGACAAGCACCUGGAGGAGGCUCUCCUGCUGUCGCGGGCGCUGGGUGAGGGUCUGCGGGCACUGGACGAGGCGGAGGCACGGCCCCUGCUCCGCUGUGUCCUGGCUUUCCAGAUGGAAGCAACCGGCAGCUCCAGCUCUUUCCAGAAACUGGAACAGAUCGUGACCCAGCUGGCGGUGGGGAAGGAAGCACUGCUGGCCCGGGAGGUGGGCAUGCUGCUGGCUGGCCUGGAGGGAGAGGUGCUGUCUCCUGGGGACCUUCAGUCAGUUUGCAUGUUCACGGAGGAGAGCAUCCUGGGCCGGCAGCACUGGCAGCAGAACCUGGCCCCGCUGCUGCAGCGUCUGGCCACCACCUUACGCUGGGUGCUGCAGAGCCAGCCCGCACCCGGCAGCACGUGGGGCUACCUGGCUGUCAAGGCUUGUCUCCAGCUCUUCCAGGCACUCCCGAAGGACGUGGCCCCCUUGGUGUGGAGUGCUGCAGGGAAGAGCGAAGCCCUGCAGAGCCUCUUAGGGCUGCUGCUGGAGGUGGCGUGGGGGAAGGCCCCAAACAAGGACACGAGGCUGCUGGCAGGCACGGCCUUGAGCAUGCUGGUGAACACAGCCCCACAGCCUGAGCGUGGGGCCAGCGCCGUGCUGGCCCUCUUCCAGCUCCCUGACCGAGGUGCAGAGGAGCUGAAGUUUGGGGAGCUGGAGGUGGAGGUCCCCCCUGUCCUGGAGCCCGAUGGGCUGGAGAAGCUGGUGUUCACCAGAGGUUUGCUGACAUGUUGCAAAAUGGACAUCCUCAGCUGCCAGGUGGAGAGCUUCACCCACAAGGCCUGCCUGCUGCUGGACGUGAUCUUUCCCACUGUGUGUGCCCUGACCAAGGAGCAGAAGGAUUGCCACUACUACUGCUUCCAAGCCUGUGCCCUGUGGCUGCAGCGCCUGCGGGACAGCCUGCCUGCCGUCUGGCGCCUCACUGGCACCCGCAUCCUGGCCCAGGACACCGAGCUGCUCCGGCAGCUCACCCAGCUGGUGUGGGACAAUGCUGAGACCCCGGUGGAAGGGGUGUCUGAGUUCGUUCACAGCUCCUUCCGGCUGCUCCUGGAGAUCUACCACCUCGAGUGCCAGCACUUCCAGGACCAGGAGAGACCCCUCUACCAACAGAUGCUGCAGAGGGUGGUCUCGAUGCCGUGGCAAAUCAAAGCCAGAUACGUGCCCCUGUGUGCCAUUGUCCCCUAUGUGGGCAGCCAACAGGUGCUGGAUGCCUACCCAGACCUGCCGCAGCACCUCCUGAGCUGCCUCUCCACCAACCACCUGUGUCCCGCAGCCACCGAGGUCUACAAGGCGCUGGUGCGGCAGCAGUGUGCCGAGCGGCAGGACGGGCAGCGGGGUGGGGAGGCGGCUCUGGCAGAGCAGUGGACGCUGUACUGGCUGCCCCUGCUCUCCCAGGCACUCCGCUCCCCCCGGCCCAUCCUGCAGAGCAACGCCACCAACCACCUCCUCACCUGGACCCUGCGGCAGCUCCCAGCCACACAGACACCACUGGCCACCCAGUUCAGUGGCCAGGACACGGCAUCGCUGCGGGCUUGGGUCUCGCUGCUGAAGGCACAGAAGAGCGUGGCAGGGUCCCUGCCACUGCAGGGCGAGGCGCUGGAGCGACUCUCCUGCUGCCUGGGUGCCAGCGAGGAGAGCAUUCGGCUGGCGGCGCUGGGUCUGCUCUGCUGCAGCCCCAGCACCAACCAGCCCCUCCUGGGUACUGAGAUGCAGCUGCUGCAGGAGUUCCUGCCCCUCAACCUCAACUGCGACUCCUCCUCAUUCCGGCAGCUGCUGCAGGCAGCGGUGAGGAAGGCGCUGGUCCGGCUGCGGGACAGCUCGCUGGCCCAGCUGCGAGGGAAGGCACCCCGAGGCACCGAGCCGGGCAAGGCAGCAGGGCAGCUCGCCCAGGCAGUAGGCUUUGUGGAGUGGCUGCUGCAGCUCAGCGUCACCUCACUCAGCCCGGGCGCCAACUAUCAGAGGAAGAAGACAGGUCUGCUCCUCCUAGCCACUGUUUUGGAGACCUGCACAGACACCUGGAGCCCCGAGAGGAAGAAAGGCCAGCCCCCACGGACCAUGGCCGUGCUGCUGAGCUAUGCCAGGCAGAGCGGCUGCUGGGACUUCUUCUCUCAGCCCAAUUUGUUGGCACUGCUGGGCUGCUUGCAGGACAGCACUAAUGAGAUCAGAGACUUGGCAUCGGAGCUACUUGUCCGCUACUUCCCUGCCACGUUCCCUGAGCCCAUCGCCCUGGCUCUCUUCCAGCUGGCCCAGGAUGCCCUGGGCAGCCCCCGAGUGCAGGAGGCUGAAGCUGGAGCUGUGCUGAUGAAGACCAUCCUGCAGAAGUCAGACAGCAGCACCAUGAAGAGCCUGGCCCUGGAGGCUGAAGCAGCCCUGACACUGCCCAACCGAGGCCUGUGCUUCGUUCAGCACCUUCUCCACGUGCUGCAAGCCCAGUACGCUGCAGCGUGCCAGGACCUGCUGCAGGCAGCAGCCAGCACACCGAUGCACGGAGCCAUCGCAGCCCUGCGGAGGUGCCUGCUCCAGGUGCCAGAGGUGGCCGCUUCCAUGCGGGCAGCAGAGCUGGCACAGAGCUGGCAGGAGCUCCUUGCCCGCCUCGUGACCACGGUGAGAGACAUCACCUCCUUCCUCCUGGGAGCACUGCAGAGCCAGCAAGGCCCCGGCGCCGGUGAGCAAGCUGCUGCCCCGUCGUUCGCAGACAUGGGGAAUGCCAUCGGCUCCCUCAUCAUGCUGGGAAAAGGCCGGGGGCAGGAGGAAGAGGAGGAGGACUCAAUCCUGCUGUCAGAGGAGCACAGCCUGAUCCUGACCUGCUGCUGGGUAUCAGUGAAGGAGAUAGGGCUGCUCCUGGGGGGCCUGGCUGAGCUGCUGCUGGCCCCCACGCUGCCUGCUGGAUCCGCGCCCCUCCUGCCACUCUCCACCCUGCAGAUGGCCGUGAGGGUGUUCCAGGAAAUCCUGCUGCGCUGCCGGCACUGGGGAGCAGUGGAGGGCUGCAGCAUGGGCUUCACCAAGUUCUGCGCUGCUCUGCUGAACCACCCAGACACGGAGCUGCAGGCCAUCCCGCAGACCAUGCUGGAGCAGGGCUUAGAAGCGCUGAGUGGACCCCGGAGCAGCUCAAUCACUCGCCGUGCCGCUGGCUUCCCCAUGCUCUUCCUCUGCAUUGUCAGCGGGGAGGCCCCGGCACAGGCACGGCCGCUGCUGACCCGCUGUGUCAGGACGCUGCUGGCCUUGGCCACCACAGCCCUGCCACAGGACUGGGACCAGACCCUCGACCUCCCGCAGGUGUGUGCCCUCCAUGUGCUGCAAACGCUGGUCCGUGGCACGGGGCUGGGCAGCGCGCUGCUGCGACACGUCACACCAAUGGUGGCCCUGGCGCUGCGGGGCCUGAGCUCGCCGUGCUGGGCCAUGAGGAACGCGGCCAUCCAGCUCUUCAGCGCCCUCACAUCCCGGCUGCUGGGCCAGCAGCGGAGCCGUGGGGAGGGCUGCCCAGCAGAGGGGGUGAGCCUACAAGCUUUCCUCGGGCAGCAUCCCCAACUGGGCACCGUCCUGCUGGGUGAGCUGGGGGCAGCCACGGGGCCCGCACCAGGGGGGCCCCACCUGCGCCCCGCGCUCCACGCUGUCCUCACCCUCCUGGCCCAGCUGCAACCUGGUGCCGACAGCCCCAGCAGCCCCUCUGCUCACUUCCUGAGGCCGCUGCUGGAGCUGGCGGGGAGCCCCAUCUACGCCGUGAGAGCGAUGGCUGCCAAGGCACUGGUGCCGGUUGUCCCGCCACCCCAGCGCCCGGGGCUCCUCCUGCAGCUGGCCCGGCAGCUCCCUGCCACACCUGGACAGGUCCGCUCGCACAACGCUGUCCACGGGUGUCUGCUGCAGAUGCAGGCGCUGCUGGCUGCCCCUGCAAGCACCAAGGGGCUGUCGGCCGAGGCUCUGCACCCUGUGGUUCUGCAGCUGGAGGCACGGGACUGGCUGCUCACCCCUGCCCAGCGCUGCCCGCUCGUCCGUGCUGCCUUCCUCCAGAUCCUCGCCCUCCUACCCUCAUCCUUCAGCCCUAGCUUCACCCAGAGCAUCCGUGUUGCCAUCAGCACCGAGCUGGGCAGCCUCCCGCCAGGGGGAAAGCUGGGAUGCGCCGAGCUGCAGGCCGAGUGUCGGAAGGAGUAUCCUGGUUUUCUGCAGGUGGGCUCAGCCAUCCUCCACCAAACCAUGGCCCACUUUGUGUGCAGCGAGGCAGCCCAGCUGGUGGAUGGCGAGCGGAUCAGUGCUGUCUGCUCACUUCUCCGGCAACCAAAUCCUGAUGUCCAGCUUGCUGUCCUGAGCUGGGUGAUUGCUGGGGAGGAAGGAACGUGUGAGGAGCUGGAGAAGGCUCUCAGGCUGACACUGCUGGAGAGCUUGGGGUCGGUGCUGCGAGAGAGAAGAGACAAAGAAUUCCUGAGAUUGUACCUUGAGGCUUUGCUGCAUCUUUACAGAGAUCCCUCAUCGUGGUCCCACGAAGCUUCCUGUAAGCUCCAGGGCUCCUCGGCAGCAUGCCUGGAGAUGCUGCUGCACAUGGUGGAGGCUGAGCAUCCUGGCCCCGACCUCCUCUUCCAGGUGCUGUGUGCUGCCAGCCUGCUGCUGGCCCACUGGGUUGGGGCUGAGGACGGGCCCCUGGCCGAGCGAUGGUGCACAGCGCUGGAGCAGUGCAGCCGGUCUGCUUUGUCCGAGGUGCUGCGGCUGGCGGCCGCCUGCUCCCUGCGGACAGCGGGUGCCAAUGUGGUGCGACGAUCCCUGCGUGCUGCCUGUCCCUCGCUUGUCUCUGUGGCUCUGCGGCUGAUAAAUGUGGGCAUUCACCUUCUGCAAGAUGAGGAGCGGGAGGUCCGGCACGAGGCCUCGUGUUUCGCCAGCCUCUUGCGGCCAGAUCCCACGGAGCCACUCCCAGGUGGCUGUGUCUUUGUGCAGGACAAUGUUGGGCUCCAGAGCCUCCUGCAGCUCCUCCUGGCAGAGUUUGGGGACCACCCGGAAACCUUCGACUCACUGCUGUGGCACCUUCCUGUCCUAGAUCUCAGGAGCAUUGUGGAAGAGCUGGAGACCAACAAAGCUGCCAGCCUGUACAAGGAGGAUGAACCCAACGUUUUUGCAGAGCCGGCUGCCCUGGCGCAGCAGCUGCUCCCCAUCCUGCUGCAGCUCCUGGAGAAGGCACCUGCCAGCAGCCCACUCCGUGUCUCGGCUCUGCGCUGGCUGGCGGCUGGGGGCCCUGGAAUCCUGCGUGACCUGCGGUACUGCAAGCACCGCUGGAGCCAAGAGGCUGCUGCCCGCGGGGGGAUGAAGGCACUGGGCUGUGCCAAGCUGCAUGUGGCCGUGGCUGUGCUGCUGGUGAGGGCCCAGCUGGCGGCACAAGCGCUGCAGGUGCUGGGGGAAAGUGCCACCACCGUACCAGGACUGGGCUGUGGUGCCCAGGAGCUGGAGCAGGAGCUCGUGCUGGUGCAGGAGCUGCUGGCGCAGCAUGGACUGGCCCGUGUGCCGAGCCAGAGCAAUGCACCAGUGGAGCCGGGACCCCCAUCCGGGGCUGCCUGACAGUUCUGGGCAUGGAGCAGGGUCGUGCCAAGCCCCGCAGCCGCGAGGCUCCUGGCUCACACUGCCACAUCCCUCCAUUUGCCAGAUGCUCGCUCUGGCCCCCAGCCAGGACUGCCGGUUCGGUGGUGUAACUCAGGGGAACCCCACUCGCCGUGCAGGACGGACUCACUUCCUUCCCAGUGUUUUCUAACUCUCCAUCCCAAGGACACCAGUGCAGCGUGGCCUUGGCCUGUGCCAGCGCUCUGCCCGCAGCAUCCCUGCCCCGGGGUCUGGCUGGGAGGAGGGGACAUGCACCCCGGAGCCCUCGCACCCCCUUGCACUGCUCGACUCCCACCACCUUAUUUUUUUUGACCAGUGUUUUAGCUCAUGGCCAACCUGGGGCUUUUAUCCCAAAUAAAGAGG
This is a messenger RNA of Athene cunicularia (burrowing owl), 6120 nucleotides long. RefSeq names its product thyroid adenoma-associated protein homolog. The transcript is spliced from 32 exons. Bases 1 to 5718 code for a protein of 1905 amino acids. Gene Ontology annotation, cellular component: cytosol. NCBI's taxonomy places the organism in Eukaryota, Metazoa, Chordata, Aves, Strigiformes, Strigidae. Gene Ontology annotation, biological process: tRNA methylation. The record is from RefSeq and is a predicted model, not a curated record.